Messenger RNA from Pelagomonas calceolata, 981 nucleotides. The record is from the annotation of a GenBank genome assembly. NCBI's taxonomy places the organism in Eukaryota, Pelagophyceae, Pelagomonadales, Pelagomonadaceae.
AAGUGGUCGUUUUGUUGCAUAUAGUCGUCGCUGCGCCGACUGCUACUGCCGAGGACCUCACAAGGACUAUCACUGCUGCUUUGCACAAGUCAGGCAAUCAGUAAGGACACCAUGCUCGUCGUUCGUCGUGCCGCGCUAGCCGCUCGACACGCGAUUGCAAAGGCGCCCGUCGCGGCGCGGAGCUGCUUCAGCACCUACACCGUCACGCAAGUGGAGCAAGGCGACGACGCCGCGUGGCGCAAAUUACUGAGCGACGCCGACUUCCUCGCAGCGGUUGAGGAUUCAGACGAACUGGCAGAAGCGUUCGUGAGACGCAUGGACCAGCAAACCGUGGAAAUAUCGAGGCUCGGCACGCCCGAAGGUAAUGACCCAGAGAUCUGGACGUACGCGGCCCACCUCUUCACGCACGAGGACCCGGCGGUGCUCGCGACGGCGCGCGUCGCCGUCUGGCGAGACGACGGCAACGCCAUGAUCUUCCAGACGGCGGCCGCGUCGACGGCCGUGCCCCAGGAGGUCCUUUCUAGAGUAGUAUCGACGGCCAAGACCGAGGUCGAGAAUUUGGCGUCCUGCGACAAGAUCGCCGGCGUCGCGCGCCUCGACGGGUCGCGUUCCCACUGCGGCAGGCACGGCCUCUGUGCCUGGGUGCGCGAGACCAAGGCCUGGGAGCGCUUCGAGGAGCCGGAACGGAGCGCCGUCGAGGCCAUCGCCACGAACACGCCGCGGCCCGGCCACUCCGUGCUGGGGAAAGGGACCUUCGAGGCCGCGAAGGAGGCCUGGACGACGCUGGCGCUCGGGUUCGCGGACCGCGCCGAGGUGGGGGAGGCGGCGAUUUUUAGGGGAGCGGGCGCGAAAUUGGCGGGCAUCAACUGGCUCCACGACACGUCUCCUGCUGCUUUAGAGGGGAGCGGCGGCGCGACGGCGGCGUUCCACUUCGAGAGCGACUCAUAAGUAGACACACACAGUUACGUUAAAUAUUCUACA